This is a messenger RNA of Acanthosepion pharaonis, 2580 nucleotides long. Lineage: Eukaryota; Metazoa; Mollusca; Cephalopoda; Sepiida; Sepiidae. The record is from the annotation of a GenBank genome assembly.
AUGAUUAACUCUUUUUCUAUCUGCUCCUAUCUAUCUAUCUAUCUAUGCCUCUUCAUAACUAUCUAUCUGUAUAUCUAUCCCUGUUCGUAUCUAUCUAUCUAUCUAUCUAUCUAUCUAUGUGUUCAUACCUAUCUACCUACCUACUUAUCUUCUGUUUUACUACCUGCCUUUAUAAUUCGUUUUGAACCAAGCUUUCGAGGUACCUUCUCGCGCAUUUCUCUCACUCUCUCUUCUCUCCCUCUUAUUUAUUCUCUCUCUUUCUCACCCUCUACUCCUUCUCUCUCUCUCUAUCUUCUUCGUCACCUCUCUGACUUCUCUCUCUCUCUCUUUCUCUCUUCUCCCAAUAAUCACUUCUCUCUCUCUUCUCUCCCUCUUAUUUAUUCUCUCUCUUUCUCACCCUCUUAUUCCUCUCUCUCUCUGUUCUUCGUCUCUCUCUCUUUCUCUUUCUCCAGCAAUCAUUUCUCUCUCACCCCUCUUCUCCCCCCCUCUUAUUUCUUCUCUCCUUCUCAACCUCUUGGCCUUCUCUCUCUCUUCUUCGUCACCUCUCUGACUUCUCUCUCUCUCUCUUUCUCUCUUCUACCAUAUCCUUCUCUCCUCUCUCUUCUCUCCCUUUUAUUUAUUUUCUCUUUCUCACCCUCUACUCCUCUCUCUCUCUCUCUCUAUCUAUCUAUCUAUCUAUCUUCUCUUAUUUAUUCUCUCUCUUUCUCACCCUCUACUCCUUCACUCUCUCUCUCUGUUCUUCGUCUCUCUCUCUUUUCUCUCUUCUCCAGCAAUCAUUUCUCUCACCCCCUCUUCUCCCCCUCUUAUUUCUUCUCUCUCCUUCUCACCCUCUACUCCUUCUCUCUCUCUCUUCUUCGUCUCCUCUCUGACUUCUCUCUCUCUCUCUCUCUCUUCUUGAUCCCAUCACCUUCUCUCACUCUCUCUUCUCUCCCUUUUAUUUAUUUUCUCUCUUUCUCACCCUCUACUCCUUCUCUCUCUCUCUCUCUCUCUCUCUAUCUAUCUAUCUAUCUAUCUUCCAAUCAUUUCUCUCACCCCCUCUUCUCCCCCUCUUAUUUCUUCUCUCUCCUUCUCACCUCUACUCCUUCUCUCUCUCUCUUCUUCGUCUCCUCUCUGACUUCUCUCUCUCUCUUUCUCUCUUCUACCGCUAUCACUUCUCUCACUCUCUCUUCUCUCCCUUUUAUUUAUUUUCUCUCUUUCUCACCCUCUACUCCUUCUCUCUCUCUCUCUCUCUCUAUCUAUCUAUCUAUCUUCGUCUCCUCUCUGACUUCUCUCUCUCUCUCUCUUUCUCUCUUCUCCCGCAAUCACUUCUCUCACCCUCUCUUCUCUGUUUUCUUUCUAUCUAUUCUUUUUCUCUUUCUUUCUCUCUCUCUUCUUGCCCUCUAUUUCCUCUUUCUCUCUCUUUCUAUCUCUCUUCUCUCUGACUUCUCUCGCUAUCUUGUCUCUAUCUCUUCUAUUUCUCUAUUCUCUCUCGACUCUUUAUUUCUUCUUUCUCUUUCUUUUAACCCUCUCUCUCUCUCUCUCUUCUCUUUCUGCUCUUCUCUCGCCCUUUCUUCUUCUUCUUCUUCUUCUUCUUCUCUCUCUCUCUCCCUUCUUCUCUCCCUCCACUCUCUUCUCUUUCUUUCUUUCUUUCUUUCUUUCUUUGUCUUUUCCGUCUCUCUCUCUUCUUCUCUCUCUCCACUCUCUUCUCUUUCUUUCUUUCUUUCUUUCUUUCUUUCUUUCUUUCUUUCUUUCUUUCUUCUCUUUCUCUUUUCCGUCUCUCUCUCUCUCUCUCUCUCUCUCCCUCUCUCUUCUCUUUCUUUCUUUUUUCUUCUCUCUUUCUUUUCUCUUUUCCUUACUCUCUCUCUCUUCUCUCUCCCCACUCUCUUCUCUUUUCUUUCUUUCUUUUUUUCUUCUCUCUUCUCUUUCUCUUUUCGUCUCUCUUCCUCUUCUCUCUCUUUUCUCUCUUCUCUUUUUUUCUUUCUUUUUUCUUCUCUCUUCUCUUUUCCGUCUCUCUCCCUCUUCUCUCUCUCCACUCUCUCUUCUCUUUUUUCUUUCUUUCUUUCUUUUUUCUUCUCUCUUCUCUUUCUCUUUUCCGUCUCUCUCUCUCUCUUCUCUCUCUCUCCACUCUCUCUUCUCUUUCUUUCUUUCUUUCUUUCUUUCUUUCUUUCUUCUCUCUUCUCUUUUCCGUCUCUUUCUCUUCUCCUUCUCCACUCUCUAUUCUCGUUCUUUCUUUCUUUCUUUCUUUCUUUCUUUCUUUCUUUCUUUCUUUCUUUCUGUCUGUCUUUCUUUCUUUCUUUCUUUCUUCUCUCUUCUCUUUCUCUUUUCCGUCUCUCUCUCUCUUCUCCCUCUCUCUCCGCUCUCUCUUCUCUUUCUUUCUUUCUUUCUUUCUUUCUUUCUUUCUUUCUUCUCUUUCUCUUUUCCGUCUCUAUCUCUUCUCCUUCUCCACUCUCUCUUCUCGUUCUUUCUUUCUUUCUUCUUUCUUCUCUUCUCUUUCUCUUUUCCAUCUCUGUCUCUCUUCUCUCUCUCCACUCUUUCUUUCUUUCUUCUAUUUCUCUCUCCUCUUUCUCCUCUUCUUUCUCUUCCUCUCUUCACGCUUUUUAA